AUGGGUGUUGAAAAAGCAAGGGGUCUUGUUUUUGGUGACUAUUCAUCAUCAUUUGAUGAUCAUCGUUGGUAUGUUGAUGCCACUAAUGAUUGUAAUCCAGGGAGUGUUUUUGAUAUGGAAUUUGAUGUUGAUAGUAAAGGAAGACAUUUCAAAUGCUUGUUUUUCGCUUUUGAGGCAUAUAUUCAUGGUUUCAAGUAUUGUCGGCCUGUGUUGAUGCUUGAUGGAACUUUCUUGAAAGGAAGACACAAAGGUUGUUUAUUGGUUGCUACGACAAAAGAUGAUAACCAAGGUUUAUAUUCGUUAUGUUUUGCGAUUGUUGAUAGUGAAAGUUAUGACAGUUGGCAUUGGUUAUUGUCAGAGUUAUUAGUUAUUUUGACUCCGGAGAGGGAUAUUGUAUGUGCAUAUGCUCCUACUACUGAGUUGUUUAAUGAGCUAUUUGAAGAAUUUAAGGGUUGUUGUGGUCGUAGUGUUGAAAAGUUUCUUGAGGAUUUGCCUAAUAAGUGUUGGUGUAAUGCUUAUUUUCAAGGCAAGAGGUAUGGUGAAAUGUGCACAAAUACUGUGGAAUCUUUUAAUUCAUGGAUUAGGGAUGAACGCCAUUUGUUUUCAACUAGUCUUGUUGAUACUAUACGGGUGAAACUAAUGGAGCAAUUUUCAAGAAGGAGAGAAGUUGGGAAUAAGUGGAAUCGUAUUGUUUGUCAUUUUGCAGAGAAAAAAUUGGAAGAAGCUUUUAAUGAUACAAAAGCAUGGAUAGUUAAGAAAUGUAGCGAUGACAUUUAUGAAAUCCAAUUGGAUCAUUCAGUUGUGGUUGAUAUUGGGAAACGUUCUUGUUGUUGUCGAUUGUGGGAAAUUGAUUCUUUUCCUUGCAAACAUGGUUUUUGUGCAAUAAAGAGGAGUGAAAAGGAUCUGAAUUGUUUUCUUGAUGAUUACUAUCGUGUUAGUAGUUAUUGUGAUUCUUAUUCACAUUCUAUCUAUUCAGUUCCUAGUAUGUGA
This is a messenger RNA of Camellia sinensis, 990 nucleotides long. NCBI's taxonomy places the organism in Eukaryota, Viridiplantae, Streptophyta, Magnoliopsida, Ericales, Theaceae. The record is from RefSeq and is a predicted model, not a curated record.